AUGUACGCAAUUGUGACAAGGAGUGGGAAGACUUUAGAUGAUGGUGUUACGCAUGUUGAAGCUCAAUGCUCUAGGGGGGAAAAUUCUAAGGGAGAUGAGUCCUCGGACCAUGAUGAUGAGGAAGGGAAGUCUCAUGUCGAUGGCAUGAGUGAUGGUGAUAAGUCGAAUGAGACUACCCUUCUUCCUCUCCCAACUCCUACUCCCCCCUACCGUCAAAGAUUUGUCGGUAAGAAGAUGGAUGACCAAUUCCACAAAUUCCGGGAAACCAUUAGCAAACUUUAUGUCUCAUUAUCUUUUACCGAGGCACUCAAACAAAUGCCCCACUACUCAAGAUUCAUGAGGGACAUUCUUAGUGGCAAGAGAGGGUGUGAACCCAAGGAGACCGUUCUACUCACGGAGAGUUGUAGCGCUCUAAUUCAGCACUCCUUUCCCCCAAAACUCAAUGAUCCCGGGAGUUUUUCUAUCCCUUGUAGAAUUCAAAAGCUAAAAUUUGAGAAUUCUCUUUGUGAUUUGGGGGCAAGUGUGAGCAUCUUGCCAUAUAAGAUUUUUGAGAAGCUUACUCUUGGUGAUCUCUCUCCUACCGCUAUGUCAUUGCAACUAGCCGAUCGAUCGGUUAUGUUUCCAUUGGGUAGGAUUGAGGAUGUUCCCCUCGUAGUUGGCAAGCUUACUUUUCUUGUUGACUUCGUUGUCUUGGACAUCGAUGAGGAUGCCCACACCCCCAUUAUCUUGGGGAGGCCAUUCUUGGCCACCGCGGGUGCCCUUAUCGACGUGAAAGGGGGACUUAUCACCUUGAAGGAUGGAGAUGCCAAAGCUAGCUUCAAGCUCACUAUUUAUGAUCAAUGUUGUCCCAAAAUGAAAAGUUGCAUGAAAAUCGACACUCUUGCUUGUGUUGAGAACAACCAUACUUGUGCUAAUUCUUCUAACUGA
Messenger RNA from Spinacia oleracea (spinach), 927 nucleotides. RefSeq lists its product as uncharacterized. The coding region runs from base 1 to 927 and encodes 308 amino acids. NCBI's taxonomy places the organism in Eukaryota, Viridiplantae, Streptophyta, Magnoliopsida, Caryophyllales, Amaranthaceae. The record is from RefSeq and is a predicted model, not a curated record. The transcript has a single exon.